Molecule: messenger RNA, 3072 nt
Organism: Cervus elaphus (red deer)
Lineage: Eukaryota; Metazoa; Chordata; Mammalia; Artiodactyla; Cervidae
Gene: REL
Product: REL proto-oncogene, NF-kB subunit
Exons: 10
Coding region: 317-2092 (591 amino acids)
Biological process (GO): response to cytokine; canonical NF-kappaB signal transduction; cellular response to stress
Cellular component (GO): cytoplasm
Molecular function (GO): RNA polymerase II cis-regulatory region sequence-specific DNA binding; DNA-binding transcription factor activity, RNA polymerase II-specific
Source: RefSeq, a predicted model, not a curated record
CGGGAAGUCCCCCUCCCGCCAGGCCGCCUCUCAGGCAGACUUGCUCUCCGCUGUCUCUGCGCUCCGCCUCCUGGCUUCUGCCACCUGGACGGGCGACGCCGGGUGACCGGAGCGCGAGGAUUAAGCGGGUGGGAAGGUGUGAGCCGCAAACCCAGAGGAGGGCGGGAAGGAGGAGGAGGAGGCCCCGGGCGUGGUCAGGGGGACUGGGGAUCCCGUCAGCAGAGGUCCCUGGGCAGCCCGACUGACUGACGGGCUGACUGACUGUAGCGACCUCCGGUCCGGACUCUCGGAGCGGAGCGGCGCGGUGAACGGAGCCAUGGCCUCAGGUGGGUUUAACCCAUGUAUAGAGAUAAUUGAACAACCCAGGCAAAGGGGAAUGCGUUUUAGAUACAAAUGUGAAGGGCGAUCAGCAGGCAGCAUUCCAGGGGAGCACAGCACAGACAACAACAGAACAUACCCAUCCAUCCAGAUUUCGAACUAUUAUGGAAAAUUAAAAGUGAGAAUUACAUUAGUAACAAAGAAUGACCCAUAUAAACCUCAUCCUCAUGAUUUAGUAGGAAAAGACUGCAGAGAUGGCUACUAUGAAGCAGAAUUUGGGCAAGAACGCAGGCCUUUGUUUUUUCAAAAUUUGGGUAUUCGAUGUGUGAAAAAAAAAGAAGUAAAAGAAGCUAUUAUUUCAAGAAUAAGGGCAGGAAUCAAUCCUUUCAAUGUCCCUGAACAACAGCUGCUUGAUAUUGAAGAUUGUGACCUCAACGUGGUGAGAUUAUGUUUUCAAGUUUUCCUCCCUGAUGAACAUGGUAAUUUGGCAACUGCUCUACCUCCUGUUGUCUCCAAUCCAAUUUAUGACAACCGUGCUCCUAAUACUGCAGAAUUAAGGAUUUGUCGUGUAAACAAGAACUGUGGAAGUGUCAAAGGAGGAGAUGAAAUAUUUCUACUCUGUGACAAAGUUCAGAAAGAUGACAUAGAAGUUCGGUUUGUGUUGAAUGAGUGGGAAGCAAAAGGUGUCUUUUCACAAGCUGAUGUACACCGUCAAGUAGCCAUUGUUUUCAAGACUCCACCAUACUGCAAAGCUAUAACGGAACCGGUAACAGUAAAGAUGCAGUUGCGGCGACCUUCUGAUCAGGAAGUUAGUGAAUCUAUGGAUUUUAGAUACUUGCCAGAUGAAAAGGACACAUAUGGAAAUAAAGCAAAGAAACAAAAAACAACUCUGCUUUUCCAGAAACUGUGGCAGGAUUGUGGAGUUAAUUUUCCUGAAAGACCUAGACCUAGCCCCCUAGGACCAACUGGAGAAGCAAGAUUCAUCAAAAAAGAACCAAACUUGUUUUCUCAUGGUGCAGUUUUGCCAGAAACUUCCAGGCCUGUUUCAAGUCAAGCAGAAUCCUACUAUUCUUCCUCUGCGUCCAUCUCAAGUACAUUGUCACAUCCUGCUUCAGCCAUACUACCAAUGGGUACUCAGUCUUCUUCAGGCUGGUCAUCAAUCGCCCACCCCACCUCACGCUCAGUUAAUACGAAUUCACUGAGUGGUUUUUCAACAGGGACACUCUCCUCUAAUUCACAAGUUAUCCCACCAUUCCUGGAAAUGAGUGAUCUGAAUGCUUCUAGUGCUUGUAUUUAUAACAAUACUAAUGACAUAGGUAGAAUGGAAGCAUCAUCCGUAUCACCAGCUGACUUAUAUGGUAUUUCUGAUGCCAGCAUGCUGCCUAACUGCCCUGUGAACAUGAUAACACCCAGUAAUGACAGCAUGAGGGAGACUGAUAAUCCGAGACUCGUGAGCAUGAAUCUUGAAAAUCCUUCUUGUAAUUCAGUGUUAGACCCAAGAGACUUGAGACAGCUCCACCAGAUGUCUUCUUCCAGCAUGUCAACAGUCACCAGUUCUAGUACUGCUGCUUUUGUUGCACAGUCAGAGGCAUUUGAUGGAUCUGACUUUAAUUGUGCAGAUAACAGUAUGAUAAAUGAGGCAGGACCAUCAAACGGUACUAAUGCAAACAGUCAUAACUUUGGUCAAAAUAGUCAGUAUUCAGGUAUUGGAGCUAUGCAGAAUGAACAAUUGAAUGACUCAUUUCCAUUUGAAUUUUUUCAAGUUAACUUGUAAGAUAUAAAUGUUGAGAGAAAGAGAGAAGUCGCUCAGUCAUGUCCGACUCUGCGACCCCACGGGCUGUAGCCUACCAGGCUCCUCCGUCCAUGGGAUUUUCCAGGCAAGAGUAUUGGAGUGGGUUGCCAUUUCCUUCUCCAGGAGAUCUUCCUGACCCAGGGAUCGAACCCGGGUCUCCUGCAUUGCAGGCAUAUAAAUGGUGAUUCAAGAAUUAAAUCCUUUUGAAGGUAACUAUUUUGAUGCUACCUUUAUAUAUGCUACCUUUAUAUGCUAUUUUGACGCUACCUUUAUAUAUCAGUCAAGUUUCCUUGACUGAUGCCAUACCACAUUCAUAGACCCUUGGACCCUUGAACAACAUAGGUUUGAACUGUGUGGGCAGGUCCCCUUAUAUGCAGAUUUUCUUUACUAUGUCACAGUUGGAGGUUGGUUGAAUUCAUGGAUACAGAACCAUAGAAACAGAGGGCCAACUAUACAGUUUUUUUUUUUUUUAACAGUUUUUUUUUUUUUUAAUUGGAAUAUAAUUGCUUUACAAUGUUGUGUUAGUCCAACUGUAGAGUUUUAAACACAAAUUUUUCACUGUAGUGUCAGUACAGUGUUAGUACCCCAACCCCCAUGUUGUUCAAGGGUCAGCUGUAUUUAUAACUAGGUAUGUAAGGGGUUCCUCCAACAGGCAAUUUUGGCUUGGGAGCUUCUUGUUUUGCUGAGACAGAUCUUUUUGAAAUACAACAAAUGCUCAGUGCUUGAAGCUGUAGCCAAAAGAGAGGGAGGAACUCAUUUCCUAACUUCAGGAAGAGUUACAAAAAGUCUAGUAUUCAUUUACAGAAGCCUUUUGCUUCAAAAGUAGAUAAAUCCGACAGACUGAACUCCUGGGCUAUGAUGCAUUGUGGAGUCCUACAUACAAAAAAAGUUUACAUAAACCAAUGUAUGAUAAAUCUGACAUAUUAAAUAUUGAAUAAAAUCAAUUUUUCCAUUUAAAAAAA